GACAGGAUUAAUGCUUUUUUGCCCCGUUUUGUUUUCUUUGUUGUUUGUAGAUCCAACCCGGGUUAUGGUGUCACCUUUCAGCAUGGAUGUCACUGUUGGAGAAAGCAUUGUCUUGCCUUGUCAGGUAUCUCACGAUCACUCGCUAGAUAUCAUGUUUACCUGGUCAUUUAACGGACACCUGAUUGACUUUGAAAAAGAUGGGGACCACUUUGAAAGAGUCGGAGGGGACUCAGCUGGUGAUUUGAUGAUCAGAAGCAUCCAGCUGAAGCAUGCUGGGAAAUACGUCUGCAUGGUGCAAACAAGUGUGGACAAGCUAUCAGCUGCUGCAGACCUGAUUGUAAGAGGUCCCCCAGGUCCCCCAGAGGCUGUGACAAUAGACGAAAUCACCGACACCACCGCUCAGCUGUCCUGGAGGCCAGGAGCAGACAACCACAGCCCUAUUACGAUGUACGUUGUGCAAGCAAGGACCCCCUUCUCGGUGGGAUGGCAAGCGGUGAGCACAGUCCCAGACAUCAUCGAUGGCAGGACGUUCACAGCGACGGUGGUGGGUCUGAACCCGUGGGUCGAGUAUGAAUUUCGAGUAGUGGCUGCCAACAUGAUUGGGAUUGGAGAACCCAGCAGGCCUUCAGAGAAGAGGAGAACCGAAGAAGCUCUUCCUGAAGUGACCCCAGCUAACGUCAGUGGAGGUGGAGGGAGCAAGUCGGAGCUGGUCAUUACUUGGGAGACAGUGCCCGAGGAGCUGCAGAACGGAGGUGGCUUCGGGUACGUGGUGGCCUUCCGCCCCUUCGGCACCGUCAGCUGGAUGCAGACCGUCGUGGCCUCCCCGGACGCCGCCAGAUACGUCUUCCGCAACGAGAGCUUGCCGCCCUUCUCCCCCUACGAAGUUAAAGUGGGGGUGUACAACAACAAGGGCGAGGGGUCCUUCAGCCCCGUGACGGUCGUCUACUCGGCAGAGGAAGAGCCGACGAGAGCCCCGACCACUGUUUUGGCCAGAAGUCUUUCUGCCUCAGACGUUGAAGUUUCCUGGGCUCCCCCCGGGGAGAACCAGCACAAAGGAAGAAUACAGGGAUACGAGGUCAGGUGUUGGAGACACGACGAGAAGGAAGAAAGCGCAAAAAGGAUCAGAACGGUUGGCAAUCAAACUUCUACAAAAGUCAGCAACCUGAGGGGCAACGCGCUGUACCACCUGGCAGUCAGGGCGUACAACACGGCCGGCACCGGCCCCUCCAGCGCCGCGGUCAACGUCACCACCAAAAAGCCACCACCGAGUCAGCCCCCCGGGAACAUCAUCUGGAAUUCAUCCGACUCCAAGAUCAUACUGAACUGGGACCAAGUGAAAGCGCUGGACAACGAGUCAGAAGUGAGAGGCUACAAAGUUUUGUACAGGUGGAACAGGCAGAGCAGCACGUCCGUAAUAGAAACGAACAAAACCUCGGUGGAGCUCUCCCUGCCCUUCGACGAGGACUACAUCAUAGAGAUAAAGCCGUUCAGCGACGGGGGUGACGGCAGCAGCAGCGAACAGAUCCGAAUUCCAAAGAUAUCAAAUGCGUACGCGAGAGGAUCCGGCUCUUCCACCUCCAACGCCUGCACGCUGUCAGCCAUCAGCACGAUAAUGAUAUCGCUCACAGCUCGGUCCAGUUUAUGACAAAAAUGACAUAAAGGACUUCUUGUUUAUAAUAUAAGCAACAUUUAGCUAGUUGUUUUGAAGACACCCAGUACUAAGUAAUAUUGUGGUUUGAGUACAUCUUACUACUGGAAAAA
This is a messenger RNA of Tauraco erythrolophus (red-crested turaco), 1761 nucleotides long. The record is from RefSeq and is a predicted model, not a curated record. Lineage: Eukaryota; Metazoa; Chordata; Aves; Musophagiformes; Musophagidae.